This is a messenger RNA of Homalodisca vitripennis (glassy-winged sharpshooter), 2584 nucleotides long. Its product is annotated as cilia- and flagella-associated protein 47-like. NCBI's taxonomy places the organism in Eukaryota, Metazoa, Arthropoda, Insecta, Hemiptera, Cicadellidae. Gene Ontology annotation, molecular function: protein binding. The transcript is spliced from 15 exons. Bases 1 to 2409 code for a protein of 802 amino acids. The record is from RefSeq and is a predicted model, not a curated record.
AUGCCUUUUUCUGACUAUGAAUCACCUAGUGAUCCUCCUGAUGACUCUGAUUUGGACAAAGACUAUAUCCCGUCUACUGACAAUGAAUCUACAGAUGUGCCGGCUCUGGAACAAAACUCAACUUUAGAGUUCUCUAAUCCUAUUGCGUCUGAGAUCGUGGAGCUGUCGUUGCAAUCAGACGUCAAAGAGGAUAAAUGCCUAGAAAAGUCUGUUGUGGCGACUUCUGUAGCAGUAGUAGAGGGAGAUCUGAUGCCAUUUCCUUUGUUUCCUGUAGACGUGACAGUGACUGAGUAUGCAAUUCACAUGCACCAGACCUGUGAGGCAGUACAGCAGUGGUUCUAUGAACAGGUGUUCAACUGUUCGUACUACCCUGUCCUGGGCAGCCACUGUUUCUCCACUCUAGCACAGAGCUCCAAGAAGGAGUAUGGUCGUAGCCCACCGGUAGCCAUGAGAAACGUAUUUGACGUAUUGGAGCGAAUCUGUGGCAGGAACGUUCGCAGAUACUUCACACCUCUCGAUAAACAGCCUGAGGACCCCAAUGGUAAGGUGAUGUUUGUAUACUUUGCUUACAAGCAGUUGGUUGACUUUAUGAAAGCCCAGGGAGCUUUAAUUAACCAUGUGGAGCCCAAGUACCUUAUGAGCUAUGACGACUAUUGCGUUUACUCGCAGAGUUCUGACAAAAAGGAGGAGUGUAACAAUGAGUUACUGAGCAUCGGGGUGUUCAAAUGUGUUACAACUCAGUGUUGGUUGGACCUGUUCCUGCAGAUUUACAGAACUCUGAUCCUUGGACCAACUGUUGGAGUGAAGGUGGGAAUGUUGGAUCAAGAGGCGGCAGUCAGUGAGGUGCCACACAAGACCAAGUAUGGGAGACCGGAGGAUGUGCUGAUGAGCUGGCUGACUCAUCACUACAACACUCAGCGACUUAUAGUCUGGCCUGAUAAGCCUUCCAGGCCCAGAACUGUCACCAACCUGGAUUCAGAUCUGGAAGAUGGACUGGUUCUAGCCACAGUCACAGCAGCUUACUGUCCCUUUCUAUCACCCCUUCACUUCCAGGCCAUGUUUACCCAGCCCACCACUGUCAGUCAGGCCUACCACAACACAGUGUGCCUGACAAGUGCGUGGGACAAGAUCAGACUUGGAUACUCUGUGACUCCACGUGAUCUGAUGCGACCCAACGUUGUUAACAUGCUGAUGUUAGUCGCACACCUCUACCGCAACCUGUCCUCCUACAAGCUGGAGACCACCGUCUCGUUCAUGGCCACUCUCAACACCAGUGAGACUCAGGUUGUGACUCUGGAGAACUCAGAAGAGUCGGCUGUAACAUACCACAUUGAAAUUUUACCAAAUAACAGCAGCUUCGAGAUAGAUGAUAUGAAAGAUUCGUUUGUGCUCAAAAACAAACAGAGAGGAGAGAUUGUUGUGAGGUAUACGGCCCGCAGCAUGGUCAAAGUUGAUGCAAUACUGCUGCUUUGCGGUGCCUGCAUGCCACCUAAGUUUGGUCGCAACUACGUUUUCGGAUUGGAAGGCCACCCAGUGAAGCUGCCUGUAUCUGCGAUCUUCAACAUCAUAUCUCCUCUCAAUACAGCAGCUGUCACACAUAUUUCUGUGGAGACACCACACACGCUGGAGCAAGGCGGAGCCACAGUUCUGUACGAUAUCUGGACUACCAUGUCAGAACCACAGCCAGGCAAUUUGAAUGCUCUCAGUUGGGCCAAGGAGAGAAAACGAAGAGUGCCACGGCGGUUGUUCAUUCUCUCAGAGAUGCUGGAGAUUCAGCCUAUCAAGCGCAACAAGAGCGGACAGCUGAGACUACAAGUGUGCUGUUUCUCCCAGGCUGUCCAACACUACUGGAUCAUUUUCAAGAACGCAGAGAUCGGUGAUUUCAUCGUGCAGUUGCAGAUAACACCCAGCGCACCCGAGCCCUCACUGACUCUGGUAGUCUCCCUAAGUUGUCUCACCCGCUGCAACUGUGUCGGUGAGAAACAGUUUAUCUGCAGCCGGUCAGCUGUUGUUAAUGUCCCAUGCCGUAAUCUGGACCAGUGGUCAGCGGUUCGCACCAUGUUUGAGCUCACCAUUCCAUCAUCAGAGAAAGAGUUCUGGGCCACGUACCUCGAAUCAAACAUUGGGUUUCGGUUGUUGCAAUGGAUGUUAGAGGAGAAAAAGGAAAAGCUGACUGAAGAAGUUGAACAGAUAUUCAAGAAGAGUAAAACAUACAAAGUCACCUGUAGCUCACCCAAUGUGUUCUGUAAUCCUGUACUUCAAAUACCAAAUGUGAGAGCGAGGACCUCGGUACCAAUUCAUCUACACAUUGAUGAAGAUACGCCAAACCAAUCUACAACACUAACCUUGACUUCUACUGAUGGUCAAGAGAGCCGCUGCUAUUUAUUAAAUAUCUCUUGUAAUGGAUGAUUCGUUAAGAGAUAAGUAAAUUCAAAGUGGGAACAUCUUUUUAUACACUUACUUGAUUUUAAUUUAAUUUAGUUAUGCUGUUUUAUCUUUUCCCAAUAUUUUAAAUCAUUUCCCAAAACAUUGGGAAUGGAUUUACAGCUUCUGGGUAUGUCUGGCAAUAACCUAUGUUAUUACA